This is a messenger RNA of Phaeoacremonium minimum UCRPA7, 573 nucleotides long. Its product is annotated as putative nedd8-activating enzyme e1 catalytic subunit protein. The record is from RefSeq and is a predicted model, not a curated record. Gene Ontology annotation, biological process: protein neddylation. The transcript is spliced from 2 exons. NCBI's taxonomy places the organism in Eukaryota, Fungi, Ascomycota, Sordariomycetes, Togniniales, Togniniaceae. The coding region runs from base 1 to 573 and encodes 190 amino acids. Gene Ontology annotation, molecular function: NEDD8 activating enzyme activity. Gene Ontology annotation, cellular component: cytoplasm; nucleus.
AUGGCUGCCGCAGACAUUCAGCCAGGUGCUGAGGUGUCCUCAAGAUGGCUUUACCUCGACAAGAUACGCACGACCCCAGGCCCAUUUACAGACACGAGCGAGGAGUCGGGAUACGACCCGGAAUCUGUGAUAUCCAGGAUGGACAGCAUCAAAAUCCUAGUGAUUGGAGCCGGUGGUUUAGGGUGUGAGAUUCUCAAGAACCUUGCGCUGUCAGGCUUUAAGGAUAUCCAUGUCAUUGAUAUGGACACGAUUGAUAUCUCGAACCUCAAUCGGCAGUUCUUGUUCAGGAAGGCGGACGUUGGGAAGUCCAAGGCGGAGGUAGCAGCAAAGUUCGUCGAGAAGCGUGUCAAAGGAGUCAAGAUUACACCCCACAACUGCCGGAUCCAGGAUUAUGACGAGGAUUUCUACAUGCAAUUCCAGAUGGUGGUGUGUGGCUUGGACAGCAUCGAAGCUCGACGGUGGAUUAAUGCUACCUUGGUGAACAUGGUGGACAUGGAGAACCCAGACAGCUUGAAGCCGAUGAUUGACGGGGGCACAGAAGGCAAGGAGCAUCACCUUCAAGACCUAGAGUGA